UCAACACCUUCAUCCUUAAAUCCACCCUACCUCUCUUUCUUUUCACUUCAAUGUAUCAACAACAUUACUCUUCUCUCAUUCUCUUUGUAUUGAACUGAGUUUGUUUACUUGCUUUUCUUUUUUUGGUUCAGAAAGAAAUUAGCUAAGGUUUCAACCCAACAAAUUUUAACUGCAUUACCUUUAGUUAGUGUUAAUCCUUUUGUCUUUGUUGACAUUGGUUCUUGUUCAAUUUUCCUAGCAAGUCAUGGGGAUACUGUCCCUAAGUUCUUCAUCAAGUUUACUAAGUAAACUCAUUGGUAUGCAUGAAAAUAGUGAAUGGCACCAUGCAAGGAGGAAGAACAAUGUUGUGUUCUGCCAAGGUGGUGGAAAUGUGAUCAAGUCUGCUGGCAUGUCUUCCGUGUUAACAGAAAGAUCAGCAUCGUUUAGCGCUGAUCACGCCACGACUCUAAUGGAUGCAGGAAGCUUGGUCUUGUCUCAAAAUGGGAAAAGCCAGACAGAUAUUGUGGUGAAGGAUUUGGUGCCUUAUGGUGGACCAACAUCCACCACAUUAGUAGGAUUUGAAGAUGGAAUAGGCAUUGUCAAAUUCCUAAGAGGGAAGAAGUUUUUUAUUACAGGUGCAACCGGUUUUCUAGCAAAAGUUCUUAUUGAGAAGAUUCUAAGAACAGAACCAGAUGUUGGAAAGAUUUACCUUUUGAUCAAGGCAAAGAAUAAGCAAGCUGCAAUGGAGAGAUUACAGAAUGAAAUAAUAAAUACAGAGCUUUUCAAAUGCCUUAGACAAAUCCAUGGAAAAUCCUACAAAGCCUUUAUGUUGAGCAAGCUAGUACCUGUAGUAGGCAACAUUUGCGAAUCGAAUCUUGGACUAGAUGAAGAUUCUUCCAAUGUUAUUAUGGAUGAGGUAGAUGUAAUUGUAAAUUCUGCAGCUAAUACAACAUUUGAUGAAAGAUAUGAUACUGCUAUCAACAUAAACACCAAAGGACCGUGUCGCCUUAUGAACAUUGCGAAAAAAUGCAAGAAGCUUAAGCUCUUUCUGCAUGUUUCAACAGCUUAUGUCAAUGGACAAAGACAAGGAAGAAUUAUGGAAAGACCAUUUAGCAUUGGAGAUUGCAUAGCUAGAGAAAAAUCCAUCUCUGAAAUUCCACAAAGUUUUCUUCCAGCAUUGGACAUCGAAGGCGAAAUAAACAUGGUUUCGAAUUACAAUGGGAACAUUGAAGACAACUUACUAGCUCAAAAGAUGAGGGAGAUGGGUCUAGAAAGGGCUAGAAGAUAUGGGUGGCAAGAUACUUAUGUGUUCACAAAAGCUAUGGGAGAAAUGAUGAUUGAUAAAUUGAGGGAAGAUAUUCCAGUUGUUGUAAUUCGUCCAAGCGUUAUAGAAAGCACUUUUAAAGAACCAUUUCCUGGAUGGAUGGAAGGAAAUAGGAUGAUGGAUCCAAUAGUUCUAUGCUAUGGGAAAGGACAGCUAACAGGUUUCUUGGUAGAUCCAAAUGGGGUACUUGAUGUGGUUCCAUCUGACAUGGUUGUUAAUGCAACCUUGGCAGCAAUGGCAAGACAUGGAAUGGAUCAAAAGCGAGAUAUCAAUGUGUAUCAAAUUGCUUCAUCUGUAGUGAACCCUUUGGUGUUCCAAGACCUUGCAAGAUUGCUCUAUGAACAUUAUAGCUCCUCUCCAUGCAUUGACUCAAAGGGUAGGCCAAUUCAAGUUCCAUUGAUGAAGUUGUUUAGCUCCACAGAGGAAUUCUCUGGCCACUUAUGGAGAGAUGCUAUUCAGAAGAGUGGACUCACAGCUAUGGCCUCAUCAAAGGGGAAGAUGUCUCAGAAACUUGAAAAUAUUUGUAGAAAAUCAGUGGAGCAAGCAAAGUACUUAGCCAAUAUUUAUGAACCAUACACAUUUUAUGGUGGAAGGUUUGAUAACAGUAACACAGAAAGAUUAAUGGAAAUCAUGUCUGAAGAAGAAAAAAGGGAAUUUGGAUUUGAUGUAAAGGCAAUAGAUUGGAAAGAUUAUAUCACCAAUGUUCAUAUACCAGGUCUAAGGAGACAUGUCAUGAAGGGAAGGGGAAUGGGUAGUUAGUGACUUACUUUGUGCUAUGUAAUCACCUGUCAUAUUCUCCAAAAACUUUUAUGUAUACACACUUUCCCUUGUUACCUUGAACACUAUGAGAGUGUGGCAACAACUUCAACUACAAGGGAAUCUCCAUUAUCCCAUGCUGUAAUUUAUUGGUAUAAUAAUCAUAUCUCUGUAAUCUAUUACUAAAUAGUGUUUAAUCAUGCUAAAACUUUCUUGACA
Messenger RNA from Arachis ipaensis, 2278 nucleotides. RefSeq names its product fatty acyl-CoA reductase 2, chloroplastic-like. Gene Ontology annotation, cellular component: intracellular membrane-bounded organelle. Gene Ontology annotation, molecular function: alcohol-forming very long-chain fatty acyl-CoA reductase (NADP+) activity. Gene Ontology annotation, biological process: long-chain fatty-acyl-CoA metabolic process; suberin biosynthetic process. The record is from RefSeq and is a predicted model, not a curated record. NCBI's taxonomy places the organism in Eukaryota, Viridiplantae, Streptophyta, Magnoliopsida, Fabales, Fabaceae.